Messenger RNA from Paramecium tetraurelia, 1968 nucleotides. RefSeq lists its product as uncharacterized. Lineage: Eukaryota; Ciliophora; Oligohymenophorea; Peniculida; Parameciidae. Gene Ontology annotation, molecular function: ATP binding; protein serine/threonine kinase activity. Gene Ontology annotation, biological process: peptidyl-serine phosphorylation; intracellular signal transduction. The record is from RefSeq and is a predicted model, not a curated record. The transcript is spliced from 4 exons.
AUGUCUAACCACCGCAAUUUGAAGGAUUUGUUUCCCUCAAAAUUGAAUUAAAUGAAACCAAAAGUUCAACAAAGUGAAACAACAAAGUAAACUCAUAAAUCACCUUUGGGUCUAAGUUAAUUUACAAGUUUUUUUCAAUUAGCUCAAUUGUCAUCUAAAAAUAAAAACAAAUAAUCUCAACAGAGAAGUGUAACACCUUAAAAAAUAAAAAUUGUUCAAUUAAAUAUACAAAAAUAAGAUUAAUCACAAAUCUAAAUUCAAUCUAAGCAUUUACGAAAUUAGAGUGCAUCGAAUAUCAAUAGCAGCAGAAGUAAUUCAUUUUUUAAAGAAAAACAAGAUUACUUAUUCUAAAAUACAAGUUCUCGCAGUCCUAUUCAAACAUUUUUGAAAUAGGAAUUAAAAUAAUCAAAACUAUUAAUCAAUUCCCAGUUGCAUCACUAGUAGGCUUCAAAUUUAGACUUGUAAAGCAAAUCCAAAGAUUAAUCCCCUAUUAAACCAGCAUUUUACGAUAAUUUAGACAUAAUCAAUAGGAAUACUGCAAGAAAAAAUUCUCAAUCUCCGAAUACGUCAAUUUAAAAAAUAUCUCCUUUUAUUAAUCUUAAACAAUCGAGUUCAACCAACAUCAAAUACCCAGAUCAUCAGAUAAAGCAAUAAAAUAGUUUGGUCAAAGAAAAUAAACCUGCAGAUAAACCAUAUCAAUUAAUCAAUCAUGAGGUUCCGUAAAUCCAGAUAAAAAAGCAAGAGUUUCAGGUGCCUAGCCAAUUUAAAUAAAGCAAAGGACUUGAUAAUUUAUUUAACUCUAUGUUAAGUAUUUAGCACAUAUCGCAUAUUUCGAGAAAUGAAAAUUCAAAGAGCAUUUUUAGAUAACAAGAGAAGCCUCAAUCCAGUGAUGAUGAAGAGGAAACUUUGAUUGUCGAUUGCAAUAUCUAAAUCAACAAGUAUAGUUUUCAAUUUCAUUACGUGAUUGGCAAGGGAGGUUUUGGAAAGGUGUGGAGAGUUGAAAUGAAAAAAAGCAAAUAAUAUUAUGCAAUGAAAGAGAUGUCAAAAGCUAAAAUAAUAGCGAAACGGAGUGUUAAUUCUGUCAUGAAUGAACGUAAUCUUUUAGCUUAAUUCAAACAUCCCUUUUUAAUCAAUAUGAAUUAUUGUUUUUAAGAUAGAGAAAAUCUCUAUCUCGUAAUGGAUUUAUUGACUGGAGGAGAUCUGAGAUAUCAUAUUGGAAAAAUGAGAAGAUUCAAAGAGCAUCAAACAAAGUUCUUUAUUGCCUGUGUGUUUCUUGCACUAGAAUUCUUACAUAAUAAUAAUAUUAUUCAUAGAGACUUAAAACCUGAAAACCUAGUUUUAGAUAAACAGGGGUAUGCAAGAUUGACGGAUCUAGGGAUUGCAAGAGUGUGGAAAUCAGAGAAUUCUCAAGAUACAAGUGGAACACCAGGAUAUAUGGCUCCUGAAGUUAUGUGUAGAUAAAAUCAUACUAUAGCAGUGGAUUACUUUGCAUUGGGAAUAAUGGGCUAUGAAUUUAUGUUAGGAAGGAGACCGUACAAUGGAAGAUCAAGAUAAGAAAUUCGUGAUCAAAUUUUGACUAGAUAAGUGCAAAUCAAAAGGUCUGAAAUACCUGAUGAUUGGUCGGUGGAGGCUGCAGAUUUCAUCAACAAGCUUAUUUAGAGAAAGCCUGCGAACAGAUUAGGAUUUAAGGGACCUGAGGAAGUGAAAAAUCAUCCUUGGCUUCGUAAUUUCCCAUGGUAAAAACUCUUGAACAAAGAGAUCGAGUCUCCUUAUAUUCCGAAAUAAAUUGAUGAUAAUGUGGAAUAUCUGAAUUAAAUAAGCGAAGAUAAUGAUAGUUAGGAUGAAUUAAUUAAAGAAAAUAAGCUUUUACUAAAAAAGAAUUCAGUCCAAAAUUUAUUUAGUGGAUAUAGUUAUGAAUGUAAUACAAAAUACACUAAGAGUACAUCUAGUACUCUUUUUUUGGGAUGA